GCGACGCCGGAAGUCCUGGGUCGGUCUGGCGGUAACCUUGCGGGCUGGGCCGCUGCUGUGGAGGUGAGGUCUGCCUGUCUGAGCGUUGGCCCCGGGAAGCUCGUUAGCUGCGGGGGGCCGCAGAGGUCGCGCGGGAGGGCGCCGAGCGCCGCGGAGCUCAGGCGCGCGCGCAGGACCUCUCAGCCGACAUGUCUCUGGUGGCGGAAGCGUUCGUCUCCCAGAUCGCAGCUACAGAACCAUGGCCUGAAAAUGCGACCUUAUAUCAGCAACUGAGAGGGGAACAAAUUUUGCUUUCUGACAAUGCAGCAUCUCUUGCUGUGCAGGCAUUUUUGCAGAUGUGUAAUUUGCCUGUCAAAGUGGUGUGUAGGGCAAAUGCAGAAUAUAUGUCUCCAUCUGGAAAAGUACCUUUUAUUCAUGUGGGAAAUCAAGUGGUGUCAGAACUUGGCCCAAUAGUCCAAUUUGUUAAAGCCAAGGGCCAUUCUCUUAGUGAUGGGUUGGAUGAAGUCCAAAAAGCAGAAAUGAAAGCCUACAUGGAAUUAGUCAACAAUAUGCUGCUGACUGCAGAGUUGUAUCUCCAGUGGUGUGAUGAAGCUACAGUAGGGGAGAUCACUAUUGCUAGGUAUGGGUCUCCUUACCCUUGGCCUCUGAACCACAUUUUGGCCUACCAGAAGCAGUGGGAAGUCAAACGUAAGAUGAAAGCUAUUGGAUGGGGUAACAAGACGCUGGACCAGGUCUUAGAAGAUGUAGACCAGUGCUGUCAAGCCCUUUCCCAAAGACUGGGAACACAACCUUACUUCUUCAAUAAGCAACCUACUGAACUCGACGCUUUGGUUUUUGGCCAUUUGUACACCAUUCUUACUACACAGUUGACCAGUGAUGAACUUUCUGAGAAGGUGAAAAAUUAUAGCAACCUCCUUGCUUUCUGUAGACGGAUUGAACAGCACUACUUUGAAGACCGGGGUAAAGGCAGGUUGUCUUAGAGUUGUAUGCCAAUUAGUUAUUUUAAAAAUCCAACUUUUGAAAUAUGUAUUACUUGAACAAUAUUUUAGUAGUUGCAGGAUCUCAAAACCAAAAACACUGUUUGUUGAAACCUCAAAAAAAUUGCAUAAUGUCAUAUACAUGUUCUUUGUACUGUUAUUUGUGUACACAAAUUGAAUUGUUUGAUUUGUUACAUUAUAUUCUAUAUCUUGACAUUUUCUUUCUUUAUGAGUACAUAAAAAUAAACCUUAAGCAACUGAAUUUGUUUCAUUUCCUUUGAUCUUUUUGGCUACUCACUGACCUUGGUGCAUGUGGAACAAACAGUUCUCUAAGGAAAGCAGUUGAUAGGUGUAUGCUGAGACUACUGAGUACACGGUGGAACUGACCACAGGAGAGUAUUUUGUAAAAAGGUACACGGAGAAAGUGUGGCAUACAGUGAGGUACAGACUGAACGUUCUUAACACCUAAUUUAAAUUGCAUUAGCCAGUGUUUCAUUGAGUCUGGGGUGAGUUGAAAGAACUAUUUUAUAGCAAAUCUCCAGAGUAUUUUUUUUUAUUUUAUUUUUGGUUUGAAAACUGGUAGUUUUCAAAGGAGUAUUGAUGGGAAUUUAUAUGCAAACACCAAGGGUUAUAGAUUGUCCCAGGUUUUUCGAUGGUUUCUGUUCCGUUUCACUUAGUGAUGCUGUGAGGGAUAGAUGUAAGCCUGUUAUCAGUGUGCUGAGAGAUGGUUAUUUGAUGCUGCCUUUCUAUCCUUUACGAAGCAUUUCUAACUCAAUCUUCACAGAACACUUAAUGGUAGUUCUUAUCUCCAGUUUACAAAAGAGAAUAUGGAGACACAAUUUUAAAAAAUUUUCAUACAUGUGUACAAGUAUUUUAGUCAUAUCCAUCCCCCACUCCUCCAGUACUCCUCCCAUCCCCCCCCCACAUACGUCUCAUCUCUCCCCCAACUUCCUGUCUUUAAAAAGUUAUAAAAUUUUUACAACCUAUGUCAGAUUACUCAUGUGUGUUGUGUAAGUUGUGAGGCAGCCUACCAUCUGCUUCCCUUUUCCCAAAGAAGAGUAGCUCCCUCCCUCAGCUGCCAUUAACUGCCAUUGGCUUCUCAUCGAGGAGUGGUGCAUUGGGAGGAACCUUUCUACCCUCCAUGCUGAUAGUCUUUCUCAUUAUCAUUUGUAUUUCAUCUCCAAAUUAACACUUUUCUCUCCAUUGAGACAGGACUUCUCUCUGUAGACCAGGCUGGCCUCAAACUCAGAGAUCUACCUACCUCUGCCUCCUUAGUGUUUAGAUUAAAGAUGUGUGCCACCACUGCCAGACUUCAAACUAAAUCUUAUAAGGGAUAAUUUUCAUCUUUCCAUCCAAAAGAGUGGG
Messenger RNA from Grammomys surdaster, 2342 nucleotides. RefSeq names its product metaxin 2 (gene Mtx2). Gene Ontology annotation, cellular component: SAM complex. The transcript has 10 exons. Lineage: Eukaryota; Metazoa; Chordata; Mammalia; Rodentia; Muridae. The record is from RefSeq and is a predicted model, not a curated record. Gene Ontology annotation, biological process: mitochondrion organization. Bases 189 to 980 code for a protein of 263 amino acids.